This is a messenger RNA of Sarcophilus harrisii (Tasmanian devil), 1324 nucleotides long. RefSeq names its product rhodopsin (gene RHO). NCBI's taxonomy places the organism in Eukaryota, Metazoa, Chordata, Mammalia, Dasyuromorphia, Dasyuridae. Gene Ontology annotation, biological process: G protein-coupled receptor signaling pathway; visual perception; phototransduction. The coding region runs from base 87 to 1133 and encodes 348 amino acids. Gene Ontology annotation, molecular function: G protein-coupled receptor activity. The record is from RefSeq and is a predicted model, not a curated record. The transcript has 5 exons. Gene Ontology annotation, cellular component: membrane; photoreceptor outer segment.
CUUGCCCCAGUCUGGGAAGGAGAGGAGGAAGGUCCUUGCUAGUGGCCCAUCCCCUGUAGGCCCAGGGAAAAAGCAGAGUUGCAGCCAUGAAUGGCACAGAGGGACCCAACUUUUACGUCCCCCAUUCCAACAAGACUGGGGUGGUCCGGAGCCCCUAUGAGGAGCCCCAAUACUAUCUAGCCGAGCCAUGGAUGUUUUCCUGCCUGGCGGCUUAUAUGUUCAUGCUGAUUGUCCUGGGCUUCCCCAUCAACUUCCUCACCCUCUACGUCACCAUUCAGCACAAGAAACUGCGAACACCCUUAAACUACAUCCUUCUGAAUUUGGCAGUUGCUGAUCUCUUCAUGGUAAUUUGUGGCUUCACCACCACCCUUGUAACCUCCCUUAAUGGCUACUUUGUCUUUGGAACCACUGGCUGUCAAAUUGAAGGCUUCUUCGCCACCACAGGAGGUGAAGUAGCCCUCUGGGCCUUGGUGGUUUUGGCCAUUGAGAGAUAUAUUGUGGUCUGCAAGCCAAUGAGCAACUUCAGGUUUGGGGAGAACCAUGCCAUCAUGGGUGUCGUCUUCACUUGGAUCAUGGCUCUGGCUUGUUCUGUUCCACCCCUCUUUGGCUGGUCCAGGUAUAUUCCAGAGGGAAUGCAAUGUUCAUGUGGAAUUGACUAUUAUACUCUCAACCCUGAGUUCAACAAUGAGUCUUUCGUCAUCUACAUGUUCGUGGUUCACUUCACCAUUCCACUGACCGUCAUUUUCUUCUGCUAUGGACAACUGGUCUUCACAGUCAAAGAGGCUGCAGCCCAGCAGCAAGAGUCUGCUACCACCCAGAAGGCUGAGAAGGAAGUCACCCGUAUGGUCAUCAUCAUGGUCAUCGCUUUCUUGAUUUGCUGGGUGCCCUAUGCUUCUGUGGCUUUUUACAUUUUCACUCAUCAAGGUUCUGACUUUGGCCCAAUCUUCAUGACCCUCCCGGCUUUCUUUGCCAAGAGUUCAUCCAUUUACAACCCAGUCAUCUACAUCAUGAUGAACAAGCAGUUCCGAACCUGCAUGAUCACCACUCUCUGCUGUGGCAAGAAUCCAUUGGGUGAUGACGAAGCCUCCGCCACAGUCUCCAAGACGGAGACCAGCCAGGUUGCUCCUGCAUAAGCUCUGAGAAGGGCUCCUUCUACACCUGGCACACACGAGACCCCCCAAAGGACGCCAAGAGCUCACCUCUAGGAAUGUCACCCUUGCCCCUAACUCCUGAUUCACAGCUACCCACUGAGAGUGACUGGACAGCAUUAGGAGCAGUGUCUGUCCAUCAGAAGAAGACUUUACCCAGUACCCAAAUUUUGAAA